Molecule: messenger RNA, 1787 nt
Organism: Phlebotomus papatasi
Lineage: Eukaryota; Metazoa; Arthropoda; Insecta; Diptera; Psychodidae
Exons: 4
Coding region: 123-1718 (531 amino acids)
Biological process (GO): mitochondrial protein catabolic process; mitophagy by internal vacuole formation
Cellular component (GO): mitochondrial outer membrane
Source: RefSeq, a predicted model, not a curated record
UCAGAGUCUUCAGAAAUAUCGUCUCGUCAGUUGCGUUUCAUUUCCUCAACACUUCGGACGGAUGCUUGGUGUAGCGAUUGAAAGUGAUUAAGAUCAGUGGUAUCAGUGUUUAUUUGGCACAGAUGGUGGAUAAUCGUGAAAGAAUUCGUGGACCAUCUAGAGAUGGUAGAGAAGGUUUAACUAGUCCUCGACAUGUCCUUAGACGCCUCAUGCUUCUCUCAGAGGGAAGACAAUAUAGAGAGGCAGCAGGAGUUGUUGGUCGGCUUGGACCAUCCCUCUUAAGAUCUGUUGUCUCUGAACUUCCCAUGGAUUUACUUAUUGAAGCACUCCCACAUAGUGCUUAUCUGUUGGAAUCAUUUUUUAGUCGCCUUAAUGCCGUUCUUACAACUCCAAAGCCCGAUAUAUCUGUUGAAUCGGUUAUUUGGCACUUGGUAAAACUCUUUGGCAAUCCACAUGAAUCUGGUCUCCGACAGCGUUGUUCAAAAUUAAUAGAAGCUAUAGGAAAAUGGAAUCCUUCUAUUCGGGAUGUACUUAAAGAGCGACGACGAGCCCUCGAUCAAGCCAUUCAGGGACUCGGUAUACAUGGAUUAACUGCAGAUCAAACAGGAAGUCUAACUGCUCUUCAUACAGCUUUGAAGACAGAACUCCAGCGUCAUAUAGACACCUACAAAACAGCUAUUCAUAAACUUGACGAAUUGAGUCCAGUAACGAUUCAUCAAGACCCUGCCCAAUCAUCACACCAGCGUCUUCUUGCCAUCAAUUAUGACGAUUUGCAACAAAGACUGAUCGAUAACAAGACUAUCCUAACUCUUCUCGAUAAACCAGCACUUAAGCAAUUGGGACAACUUGUAGAUGUGCUAUCACAGAGAGUGCAGAGUGAUAAGGAAGUGCUUUUCUGCAUAGGCGAAAUAAAACGAUCGGAUCCAAUCCUUAGUUGUGACUAUCGUCCUGUGGCAGGAAUCAUGAUGAAUUUCGCAAGAGGAUGUGAUUCAGUAUUGAGGCUUAUGGGACCCAUUACUGUACCGUCGAGCCCUGGAGGAUAUAGUUGCUGCAGUGAUGGAUACCAUUCAGAUUCAGCGGACUCACUACCAGACGAAUCCAACUGUGAACUCAUUCGUGCCUUUUCGAUGCUCUACUCAAAGAAUCGCGUGGAGAUAGUCGAAUACUUGGACAGUAUUCCUCAGCUGAAAAAUGCCUUCUAUCUGAAGACUAAAAUUCUUUUCUCUAUUAUUGUGCUGGCAUUUAGAUCUUGCCAGGGACUCCGUGAGAGAAAAGUGGCUGAGGUGCGUCGUGUUCUUGGUCCAACUGGUUGCGAUGGGGAAAGUAGUAGUGCCAGCAACAAGGUGUCUUCUGUACUGAAUUUGGAGAAAGCUGUUCGGCAAUAUCUGCAAGAUACUGCCGAUUCACUGCCUCUAGGUGACAUUGAGAAGCAAAUAUCCAAUCAAAUACUAUCAACACUCCAUGAAUACCCCUGCUUGGAGAAUUGCACCCAAUUGCAGCAUUAUACAUCCAAUUGUGUUCGCUUGGCAUGGAAGAUGGUUAACCAGCCAAAUCCUUACUAUCUGGACAAUGAUUUUACUCACGGUCUUCUUCAGCCAGAGAAACAGGAGCGUCAUGCAUCAUACUCAGACAGAAACUCCAACAUAAUUCGCGCAUUCGUGUGGCCAGCCCUCAUUCAGGAGUACAAAUGCAUUCUUAAAGCAGUAGUAAUCACAUAAUUAUAUUAAUUUUUCACUGACACAAUGGAAUUGUCUAUCUGUAAAUAAAAAUCGUACACCUUUCAUUCA